Drepanopeziza brunnea f. sp. 'multigermtubi' MB_m1 is the source of this 3405-nucleotide messenger RNA. RefSeq lists its product as uncharacterized. The record is from RefSeq and is a predicted model, not a curated record. Gene Ontology annotation, biological process: regulation of intracellular pH; proton export across plasma membrane. Gene Ontology annotation, cellular component: plasma membrane. NCBI's taxonomy places the organism in Eukaryota, Fungi, Ascomycota, Leotiomycetes, Helotiales, Drepanopezizaceae. Gene Ontology annotation, molecular function: P-type proton-exporting transporter activity; ATP binding; ATP hydrolysis activity.
AUGGCCCCCCCCAUCCUUCGUCUGCCCUAUGAGCUUAUCGGCACCCCCUGGCCCUGGCUGGUCCAUCCAUCAGGACCCGUCACGCAGAUGCCCGUCGAGGGCAAAGAGUCCGAGCGGGAGGUGAUGCCGUUAGGGAACAGGCCCAUGCAGCUGCUGCUUGAACUGACUCCCGCAGGCAGAGCGCCAUCUCCGGUCGGUCGUUCGGUGGGCGGUGGUCGGUGGUCUGUGGUCGCUGCACUGCUGCUGCUGGUGCUGCUGGUGCUGUUGGGGCUGCUGGGGCUGCUGGGGCUGCUGGGGCUGCUGGUCGCUGGCUCGCAGGCUUUGGUCGAGCUGUUCUCGCUACUCUACCCACACGACCGACUGACUCCUCGACUCUCACGAGCUCACCCCCCUCUCUCAUCAAAGCCCAACCACCGCAAAACCUAUCUUGCGAUAAUAGCACCGACUUUCAUCAUGGACGCCGAGAAGGACAUGCAGCGCGACGGCCGUGCCAACGACAACGCCGACUUGGGCGAGUACGGCAACCUGAUCAAGUACAUCUCUAACUACCGUGACGGCCGCCGGGCUUCGGUCGCCGGCUCCAUCUACGACGAUGUGCCUGCGAAGCCGUGGUGGAAGUUCUGGGCCAAGCAGAAGACACUGGGCGGCGAUGGCAGCUUCGAUGCUCCGGAGGAGUGGAUGACCACCGACUGGAAGCAAGGGCUCUCCACCGCCGAGGUCGAGGCGCGUCGCAAGAAGACCGGCUACAACGAGCUCACCACCGAGAAGGAGAACAUGCUGAAGAAGUUCAUCGGCUUCUUCACCGGGCCCAUUCUCUACGUGAUGGAAAUCGCUGUCCUCUUGGCAGCUGGCCUGCGUGACUGGAUUGAUUUCGGUGUCAUUAUCGGUAUCUUGAUGCUUAAUGCCGUUGUCGGUUGGUACCAAGAGAAGCAAGCUGCCGACGUCGUCGCCAGUUUGAAGGGAGAUAUCGCCAUGCGCACGACCGUCGUCCGCAAUGGUGUGGAAGAGGAGAUCAAGGCCCGCGAAUUGGUUCCCGGUGACAUCAUCAUCAUCGAGGAUGGACAAGUUGUUCCUGGUGACGCCCGCAUCAUCUCUGCCUACGACAACCCCAACGGUUACCAGGAGUACCUCCGCGAACUCGAGGCCCAGGCCGGCGAGUCGGCGGUUGAGAAGAACGACGACGACGACGAGCUGGAGCACAAGCACGGCUCGGGAUACGCCCUCCUCGCCAUUGAUCAAUCUGCCAUGACCGGAGAGUCCCUUGCUGUCGACAAGUACGUCGCCGAUGUUAUCUACUACACUACCGGCUGCAAGCGUGGAAAGGCGUACGCCAUCAUCACCCACUCGGCCAAGAUGUCCUUCGUCGGUCGCACUGCAUCGCUGGUCUCUGGCGCCAAGGAUCAAGGUCACUUCAAGGCUAUCAUGAACUCCAUCGGUACGUCGCUGUUGGUCUUGGUCGUCGGAUGGAUUCUCGCUGCCUGGAUUGGAGGUUUCUUCCGUCACUUGCAAAUUGCCACUCCUGAAGACUCCUCCGUCACGCUGCUCCAUUACGCUCUGAUCCUGUUGAUUGUCGGUGUCCCUGUCGGUCUGCCUGUCGUCACCACCACCACGCUUGCGGUCGGUGCUGCUUAUCUCGCUGAGGAGAAGGCUAUCGUGCAGAAGCUCACCGCUAUCGAGUCGCUCGCCGGUGUCGAUGUUCUUUGCUCCGACAAGACCGGAACGCUCACCGCCAACCAAUUGUCGAUCCGUGAGCCGUUCGUCGCUGACGGUGUCGAUGUCAACUGGAUGAUGGCCGUCGCAGCCCUCGCUUCUUCCCACAACGUCAAGUCUCUCGACCCCAUCGACAAGGUUACCAUUCUGACCCUCAAGCGUUACCCAAGAGCCAAGGAGAUCCUCUCGCAAGGCUGGAGAACAGAGAAAUUCACUCCCUUCGACCCCGUCUCCAAGCGUAUCACAGCCAUUGUCAUCAAGGAUGGUGUCCGUUACACUUGCGCCAAGGGUGCCCCCAAGGCCAUUCUGAACCUCUCGGAAUGCUCACCUGAAGACGCCAACAUGUACAAGGAGAAGACUACCGAGUUCGCCCGCCGUGGUUUCCGCUCGCUCGGUGUUGCUGUACAGGAGGGUGACGGACCAUGGCAACUGUUGGGCAUGCUUCCCAUGUUCGACCCUCCCCGUGAAGAUACCGCCUCCACCAUCGCUGAAGCCCAAGUCCUCGGUCUCUCCGUCAAGAUGUUGACUGGUGACGCCAUCGCCAUCGCUAAGGAGACCUGCAAGAUGCUCGCUCUCGGAACCAAGGUCUACAAUUCGGAGCGUCUCAUCCACGGCGGUCUCACGGGUACCACCCAGCACGACCUUGUCGAGAAGGCCGAUGGAUUCGCUGAAGUCUUCCCUGAACACAAGUACCAGGUCGUCGAGAUGUUGCAACAACGUGGACAUUUGACCGCCAUGACUGGGGACGGAGUCAACGACGCCCCAUCCCUCAAGAAGUCCGACUGUGGUAUCGCCGUCGAAGGUGCGACUGAAGCCGCCCAAGCUGCCUCCGACAUCGUCUUCCUCGCCCCUGGUCUCUCCACUAUCGUCUCUGCCAUCAAGAUCGCCCGUCAAAUCUUCCAGCGCAUGAAGGCCUACAUCCAGUACCGUAUCGCGCUCUGCCUGCACUUAGAAAUCUACCUCGUCACUUCUAUGAUCAUUAUUAACGAGACCAUUCGAGUCGAACUCAUUGUCUUCCUCGCUCUCUUUGCUGAUCUGGCCACCAUUGCCGUCGCUUAUGAUAACGCCCACUUUGAGCAACGUCCCGUCGAGUGGCAACUCCCCAAGAUUUGGAUCAUCUCGGUCGUACUCGGCGUUCUGCUGGCUCUCGCCACCUGGGUGAUCCGUGGAGCACUGUUCGUCCCCAACGGUGGUAUCAUCAACAACUUCGGUUCCAUCCAAGGUAUACUCUUCCUCGAAGUCUCCCUCACCGAGAACUGGCUCAUCUUCGUCACCCGUGGAGGCGAGACUUGGCCUUCGUGGCAACUCGUCGGCGCAAUCUUCGGUGUCGAUGUGCUAUCUACCCUCUUUGCUGUCUUUGGAUGGUUGACUGGCGGCGCGGGCGAGCCUUCCAACCCUGUUACCAAGAACAAGCUCUUGUCCACGGAUGGUCGCACCUCAAUCGUCACGGUUGUGAUCAUUUGGGGAUACUCCAUCUUCGUCUCCAUUGUCAUUGCGAUUGUGUACCACCUGCUGAACCGCAUGGCCUGGUUGGACAACCUCGGCCGUGCGAAGCGCAGCCGCGCCGACACCCAGAUGGAGAACAUCCUGUCUCACCUGAGCAAGGUCGCCGUCGCCCACGAGAAGGACGAGUUAACUGGUGGCAGCAGAUGGCAUCUCACUCCCAAGGCCACCGAAGCCGAGGACGACGAUUAG